CCAUAAAACACAGGUAGUAGUUAACCCAAAUCUAUGUGGUGUCAGAGCUGGAUAAGACAACAACAGUGUAUGGGGCGGGUAGCACUGUUUGCUGAAUUGUCCAACCAAAACAAUGAAGAUCCUUGUCACUCUAUUAUUCAAUUUCAAUGGCAAUGCCCAUUCCUUCUUCCUCCCAUCUGAAAUAUAACCACAAUUACAGUGGCUCUCUUACUCCUAUAAAGCCUAAAUUCCCUUCUAAAUUUUGCAGACCUAGGAACUUAAAAUUAACUUACAGGGGAUCCGCAGCCUCAGCUUCAGCUUCAGAACCCACACUAAGUAGCUCCAGCGCUCCUGCUGCUGUUAAGGAGAGGGGAAUAUGGGUAACACAGUCGGGCCAUUUUUCCGUGGCCGAUUCUCAGCUCAAUUCCAGUGGUUUUGAGCUCCAUAGGACCACAGACAAUCUGGAUUUGGACCAGCUAAAUGCCCUUUUCGCCAAGGUAGGGUUUGUUCGCCGUGAGAAGGAGAAGCUUAGGCGCUCUCUGCACAACACGCCGUCCGUUAUCUGGCUGGAGUACAAGAAAUCCGGCAAGGUUGUUGCUUUCGCCAGAGCCACCGGAGAUGACGUGUACAAUGCAGUUAUAUGGGAUGUGGUGGUGGAUCCCUCCUUUCAGAGGUGUGGUUUGGGCAAAGCCGUUAUGGAGCGUUUGAUGUCUGAUUUACUGGAAAAGGGCAUUACUAAUAUUGCUCUCUAUGCUGAACCCGAUGUGUUGGGGUUUUACAGGCCACUGGGAUUCAUUGCAGAUCCUGAUGGCAUCAAGGCCAUGGUAUAUUGUAAGAAGAAACAAAAAUAACAAAUAACAAUAUGUGUGUAUCUGCUUUCAGAAGAAUUUGAUUGUGGGUUUGUUUCAGCGCUCUAA
Cryptomeria japonica (Japanese cedar) is the source of this 896-nucleotide messenger RNA. Its product is annotated as GCN5-related N-acetyltransferase 1, chloroplastic. The transcript has a single exon. Bases 147 to 830 code for a protein of 227 amino acids. Gene Ontology annotation, molecular function: N-acetyltransferase activity. Lineage: Eukaryota; Viridiplantae; Streptophyta; Pinopsida; Cupressales; Cupressaceae. The record is from RefSeq and is a predicted model, not a curated record. Gene Ontology annotation, cellular component: cytoplasm.